Molecule: messenger RNA, 624 nt
Organism: Entrophospora sp. SA101
Lineage: Eukaryota; Fungi; Glomeromycota; Glomeromycetes; Entrophosporales; Entrophosporaceae
Source: the annotation of a GenBank genome assembly
AUGUCACAAACAAAUCAUGUUUAUGAUUUAGCAUUUAAAAAUGUAAAUCAAGAGAAAUUAUUUGCUUUAUUUUCAAUGGAAACGACACAACCUAAGGGAACAAUAGGACCGGAAAGACAUAAUUUAGAAGGUUUGAAAAUGCGUGACGGAACAUUAUUAAAAACAAAACCAAUGAAUAAUCCUGUGCAGCAUAUUUUGGGUCGGGGUAUCACGUCAGAAGAGAAAGAUGUUAGAAUCUAUUUAUACGAUGCAGAUGAUUUAUCAGAUGAAAAACCUUUCACACGAUCAUUUCACGUAACCAAUGGCAAAUUAAUCACACCGACUGACUCGUGCCCGAAUAGUAAUGGUCGAUGGUCAAGCAAACUUUAUUCAAAAAAUAAAAUAAAAUCUAAUAGCAUCGCUGCCGCUGCCGAAUUUGUUGGUAAAAACGAGACGAUAUAUGAUAUACCGUGUAUACAUUAUAUGAUAGAUACAUUGAAAUCGGUUUCGGUUAAAUGUGAAAUGUUGUUGGUUGCAUGGGAAGAAAAAAGAAAAGACAAAUCUUGUUCUAAUGGUAUAAAAUAUAUAUUAUUGAAUGGCGGUGAAAAACUUAUUAGAUCGAGAAAACAUUGUAUAAUUUCUUGA